ACAGAACUUCCUCUUUUGGUGCCGUCUUCUGCGCAGCAGCUUGAAGCUGCUCGGGAGAGGAGAUGAGAGAGAGAAGCUCUGCCAGCGGACCAGGGAGGGAGGGAGAGAGAGAGAGAGAGAGAGCGUGGUGAGGAAUCCCAGCAGCCCCAGGAGAGCGAGAGCCGGACCGGCUGGACCCCCGGAGGAGGACCCGAAAGUGAACCACGUUGCCACGGGAGAGGCCUCACUUCAGGGCUGCAGUAUGUUCACCACAGUGAAGGCCUUCGAGGGGCAGCAGUACUCCACCCUGAAGAGGCAGUGCUUGCAGAGUGGCCUGCUAUUUGAGGACCCCCGCUUUCCUACCUUUGACAACUCGCUCUUUUACCAGGGCAACAGGAUCGGACGUGUAGUCUGGAAGAGGCCUCGGGAGCUGUGUGAGGACCCGCACCUGUUUGUAGAUGGCAUCAGCGCACACGAUUUACAUCAGGGACAGCUGGGUAACUGUUGGUUCGUUGCGGCAUGCUCCAGCCUGGCCUCCAGAGAGUCUCUGUGGCAAAAAGUUAUUCCCGACUGGAAGGAGCAGGAGUGGGAUACAGAGAAGCCAGAAUCAUAUGCUGGGAUUUUCCACUUUCGCUUCUGGCGCUUUGGUGAGUGGGUGGAUGUGGUGAUUGAUGACCGGCUACCGACGGUGGACAACCAGCUGGUCUACUGCCACUCCAACGACAGCAACGAGUUCUGGAGUGCCCUGGUGGAGAAGGCCUAUGCCAAGGUUUAUGGCUGCUACGAGGCUUUGGAUGGGGGAAACACGGCUGAUGCAUUGGUAGAUUUCACGGGCGGGGUGUCAGAGCCUGUGGACCUGCUGGAGGGUCAGAUGGCAACAGACGAAGUGGCCCGAAACCAGCUGUUUGAAAGAGUUCUCAAAGUCCACAACAGAGACGGUCUUAUCAGCUGCUCCAUCAGGGCAACUACAAUAGAGGACAUGGAGGCACGCCUGGACUGCGGCCUGGUCAAAGGCCACGCCUACGCCGUGACAGAUGUACGGAAAGUGCGGCUAGGUCACGGACUGCUAGCCUUCUUCAAAUCCGAGAAGUUGCAGAUGAUUCGCAUGAGGAAUCCCUGGGGAGAGAAGGAGUGGAGCGGCCCCUGGAGCGACAGUUCGGAGGAGUGGAACAAGGUGAGCAAGAGCGAGAGAGAAAAGUUGGGUGUCACCGUGCAGGACGACGGCGAGUUCUGGAUGACGUUUGACGACUUCUGCCAGUACUUCACUGACCUGAUCCUGUGCCGCCUCAUCAACACCUCCUACCUGAGCAUCCACAAAACCUGGGAGGAGGAGGUGAUGAGGGGCUCCUGGGUCCACCGCAAUGAUCCCCUUCGCAACCGGUCCGGAGGCUGCAUCAACCACAAGGCUACCUUCCUGCAGAACCCUCAGUACGUGUUUGAUGUGAAGAAGGUGGAGGACGAGGUGCUGAUCUGCUUACAGCAAAAAGAAAAGAGAGCCACACCCAAAGACGGGAAAGGGGAAAACCUCGCCAUAGGCUUUGAUAUUCACCGGGUGGAGCUAAAUCGUAAGUACCGUAUGCACUCAGCCCAGCAGAAAGUAGCGGGAUCCAUCUACAUCAACUCGCGCUGCGUCUUCCUCAGGAAGGAGUUGCCGGAGGGUCGUUACGUCAUCAUUCCCACAACCUUUGACCCCAGGCAGCAAGGCGACUUCCUGCUCCGUGUUUUCACCGAUGUGCCUUCAGACUGCAAAGAGCUGACUCUGGACGAGCCUCCUCAGACAUGUUGGACGGGGAUGUGUGGCUACCCUCAGCUGGUCACUCAGGUCCAUGUACUAAAUGCUGAUGGUCUGCAGGGACAGGAAUCCAAUGGGGCUGUUAAUCCGUACGUGAUCAUCACCUGUGAAGGAGAGAAGGUCCGUUCACCAGUUUAUAAGGACACACGGUGCCCAAACUUUGACAUCAAAGGCCUGUUCUACCGCAAGAAACCCAAAGAGGGCAUCCACAUUGAGAUCUACAACAAGAACAUAAUUGUGGACACCUUCCUGGGACAGGUGAUCCUGUUCAGUGAUCCCAACGAGCGCCAGGAACAGCACACGCUUCACCUCCGCGACAAAGGCAACCGCCAGGACAGCGACCUCCCGGGCACGCUCACUGUGCGCCUCAUCACCUCGACCGCGCUUACUAACAUCUGAUGCGAUCCUUUAUAUAAUUAUGAAGAGUAACAAUCAAGGUGGUGUUCAAUCAUGUCCACCGUUGUCUGCCAUUGAUCCUCCAACCAUGGCGGUAACUCACUGUGUCUGUUUUUUUCUUCUGUCUCCGAUUAUUUCCCUAUUUCCUAUCGCUUCUGCAUUUAAAUUCAGCUUUGGAUCAAAAGUGUCCAUUGACAAUGUUUGGGGUUUGCAUUUAACCUUCCUGUUGUCCUCGGGUCAAAUUUGACCCCUUUAAAAAAUGUCUAUAUCUGAAAUAUGGGUUUCUUUUAAACCAAAGAACCCCAAAAAAUGGAUUGGAUUCCAUAAAACGCUCUUUGCAUUAAUUAAUCACUUUCAUUUCUGACUAAACUCAUCUGUACGUUCCUGUGAUUUUAACUAUUAGUUAAAAUAAUUCAUAAUUUCUGCUUUUGUAACUCAAAUAUUAGGUAUAAUUCUAUAUAAAGGAGUGUUAUUGACCAUGAAUUCCAAAAAGUACUGUAAACCUAGUGGUAGUAAGGUGUAAUUAGUGAAAAAAAACAAAAAGUCUGACAUUUUUGUCUUUUUUUGACCCAGGAGGACAACACAACGGUUAUUAACUUUGAACACAUUCCUGCCAAAAUUGUCCCAAUAUUUAAUGUUUAGUAGUUAAGUAGUUUUCAUUGCAGGUUUUGUAGCCAGAAUCUCUAUCAAUAACUAAGGUACAGUUGAAC
Molecule: messenger RNA, 2877 nt
Organism: Etheostoma cragini (Arkansas darter)
Lineage: Eukaryota; Metazoa; Chordata; Actinopteri; Perciformes; Percidae
Gene: capn5b
Product: calpain 5b
Exons: 13
Coding region: 242-2170 (642 amino acids)
Biological process (GO): proteolysis
Cellular component (GO): cytoplasm
Molecular function (GO): calcium-dependent cysteine-type endopeptidase activity
Source: RefSeq, a predicted model, not a curated record